AUGACACGACUGAAUUUUCUGUCCGAAUUAGAGGGAUCGAUGUGCAAUAUGUGUCCAGAAAUGCCUCCGGACGUGAUACCUGAGGUUGCAUGUGCCACUGAAACUGAUGAAAAUGACGUGGACCUCGGGACAACCUGCCAACCGUUGCCAGAAUUAUGUGUAGCUGAAUUGCGACAAAGCUACGGAGGAUUAGCGAAUAUGAGUAUCGGAACAAUGGGUAAUGGCAGCGGCACAGCAGCGACACCGAAUCGGAUAAAGCCACUCACUCGGAUGCAGCAGUUGGAAACGCAACAAGCAAUCCUUUCUCCCCCAAACCUGUCAAAUUUACCAGAGAUCUUUGCAGUAACGGUUACGGCGCCUCCAAAAUUAGCAGGCGUUUUGAGACCACUUCAGGAUAAAACUGUAAAUGUAACUGUCGGGGCUCCAUCAUUAUCUGCAACCGCGACGCUACCAUUUACAAGCUGGGAAUAUUCAGAAGAGAGUGCCGAAAAUCAAAUUGACGAUUUUGAAACAGCGACGUUCACCGGCGAGCAGCAGGAGCACCCAGAUGUGACCACCGAACACAAAAAUGUUUUCAAUGCGGUAAUGGUGGACGACAAGCAUCCUUCUUCUGAGCAGUCGUCCUUUAGCACUCCUGACCUACAAACAGUUGAAAAUCCUAGAAUACUCGAUAACGUCAACAGAAUUAAAACGGGAGACCACCGGCUAGUCUCAGUAGAGCGACAGGUGCUUACAGCGGCUAAGCAACGUGGAACAUCGCCACACAUACCAGUCCAAACCACUCCUGCCUCUCAGCAUCAUCCGACCUCAGUUACAGAUUUCCACUUGGUUGAAAAAUCGAUGAUGCUCGGUGAGUAUGAUACUGAAGUUACUGUGUCAGGUGUCCACUUCAACGCUAAUUCUCGCACCACUGUAACCAUUAGUCCAUCCAAAGGAUUUUUUUCAACUGCUACCACAGCCCCGCCAUUUCAACUCGGCCAGAUGAUGUUUUCGAAUGACUUCACUACUAAUCCAUCAAUAACAACCAGAAAAACCAAUACGAAUACCAUUCCGAGUAUAACCCGUGCAUCAUCCACAGCCCAUCCAUAUUCCGGACUCUUCCUCAAAGUGCCACUAUUUCGACAAAAGCUAGUGUCAGAAACUGGACUCCAACUAACAAGUACUACCGCUACUAAUGGCAUAACAAUCGCCGAACCUAUGACAACAAUCACAACAACAGCACCCGCACCGACCGCAGCAUUAAGAACAACCCCACCACAGACAAAAACAGCAACGACACCGACACCGGCAACAACAACAUUGACACCAGCAACAACAAGAAAACUACCGAUACCACUGAAAACAGCAGCACCACGGACAUCGCUUGCAGUACCUGCAACGACAGUAUCAUUUACGACAUUAGCUACGCUAGCAGCAUCAUCACUGGCAACUUCACCAGCGACAGCAACAGUGCGAUUACCCGCAUUAAAAAUACCACCAUCAGCAGCAACAGUAGCUACAAAAACAACUGCCUCAGAUACAAUUUCCUCUCCUAGGGAUACUGUGACGAGCAUAGCUUCUACCACGGGUAAGCAGCUAGUAGAUGCUCGCCCCGCUCACUUCUUCAGCAGUUCGUCAGGCACCGAAACACCACAGAACAGGCCAACAACAAUCAGUUCGGCAAGCACAAACGAAACAGUCCCUCAAAUGAUGAUUUACUUUCGUGAUAGCCAGGGAAGACUGCGACUGCUGGCACCAGAAAUUUCCGAAUCAGCAGCGCCAUUUAGCAAUUCUUCAAUGACACGUCCAGAAAAUACUGGUUCAUUCUCUGGUGUUCUCGAGCAAGCCGCCGCAAACAGCGCCAAAGAACAACUGCUCACAUCAAACACCUCCGCUUACGUUGCAGUCAGUGGCGCUGCUACCAGUACGGUGGCACAAACUACGGAAGAUGAGUCACAAUUAUAUGAGCAACUGAACACAAGCGAAUCUGCGUACAGACCACUAGUGCUAGGAUUACCGGAUGAUGAACAAGAUGCGAGGGCAACAGUGUCUAAUGGCACUAGGCCAAUAAAUUAUAUUGACACUCAAAUGCCAGCGAUUCCCAGCGCUAGCUUACCGAGAGUAGACACCAGGCCACUGCCAAACAACAGUGUUCUCCUGGGCACAGCGGUGCCGUUCAAGGAAGAGCCACCGAUCGCAUCACUUCUUCUGUUCUCAGGCUAUGAACCGAGUGCUAUCGAAGCACCUCAACCGUACGGGCAGGUGGUGAGUGCUGUGGAGCGAACCUAUAGCCACAUCAUUGCAGUGGCACCGCAAGCGUACCUACACCUGAAACCAGUGGACGGUGUGCAAGGAAUGCACAGUUUGGAAGCGCAGCAACAAGCACACGAGGGAACUGUAGCUGGGGCGGGUUACGGUCAGGGACUUGUCACAAAUACGGACCAAUUCAGGAACACUGAUGAAUCACCGAUUCCAUUAGCUUUCUCAACGCAGCGACCUCUACUCGCUACAGGCGAGCAGCACGUUUCUGGCGAAGCGCAGUCAUCAUCCAAACACCGUGCAAAGGAGGAUACAGUUCAAGAUAAGCACGUUAGCAAAACGGAUCCAGGAAGUCCUGCCUGCGACGAUAAACACGAGCUCUGCUGUUUCUGGGCGACGGUUGGUGAAUGCGAUAGUAAUCCGUAUUGGAUGCGAAUACAGUGUGCUAAAACUUGUGUGAGAGAAGCAAAAAGAUGUGUAUCAACGGGCAUUCGCUGUUACCUCGCACCGGCGUCGGCUACAACAGUAAAUCAGUUUCCAACGAUAUCGAGUACGAGAUAUUCCGAUCGAAGAGGCAAUUCAGUUGUGUAUGCAUUCCCCAAAGCAACAACUUUCAUCGCCACCGCAACUUUUCCGGAGUUCACACAGUUGCCGGAAAUCCAGAUUUCCCCCACACUGCAGUAUCACAACGAAGAAAGUCAUGAAGUGCAGUCUCAACCUUUUAUUGCACAGGCUUCAUACGAAGCGCCAAAACGGGCACCACGACGCACAACUGAAAUGCCACAUAUGACAACGCCAGUAGCAGCGUCAGCAGUAUCAGAAACAUGCUAUGAUCAUAACAGGCAUUGCAAAUUUUGGGCGGAUUUGGGAGAAUGCGAACGAAAUCCGUUUUGGAUGAGAUCUAACUGAUGCGCAAACGACCACAGGCACUGUCAGUUCUGGGCACUUAGUGGCGAAUGUGAAAUGAAUCCAAACUGGAUGCAACUGCACUGUCGUCUUAGUUGUCAGCUUUGUUGA
Molecule: messenger RNA, 3255 nt
Organism: Gongylonema pulchrum
Lineage: Eukaryota; Metazoa; Nematoda; Chromadorea; Rhabditida; Gongylonematidae
Source: the annotation of a GenBank genome assembly